AUGGCAGGUGGAGAAGUCCCGGGUGCAAGAGACCUCGAGCAGACACCGACAUGGGCAGUAUCUGCAGUUUGCGCAGCCAUGAUUGUGAUCUCUAUUAUAUUGGAGAAGUUUCUUCAUAAUACUGGACAGUGGUUUAAAAAAAAACACAACACUGCCUUGUUUGAUGCUCUUGAGAAAGUUAAAACCGAGCUUAUGGUUUUAGGAUUCAUAUCUCUAACCCUGACAUUCAGUCAGAGUUAUAUUGUCGGUAUCUGUGUUCCUCUAAAGUAUGCAAAUACAAUGUUGCCAUGCGCCCAGGACAGUCCUAAAGAACCUGUCGGCGGUGAAGAGGAGCAUCGCCGCAGGCUUUUAUGGUAUCACCGUAGGUUUUUAGCUGGUGAUAGUGCAAGCAAAGAGUGCCAACCUGGGUAUGUGCAACCUAUAUCUGUCGAAGGAAUGCAUCAGUUGCACAUCUUCAUAUUCUUUUUAGCAGUAUUUCAUGUGGUAUACAGUGCCAUAACGAUGAUGCUUGGAAGAUUGAAGUUUGAUUUGCCAUUAGUUGAUGCAAGAGGCAUGCUGAGAAUGAGAUCUUCAGAACAAAUGCUGUCUCUGAAAAAUACGCAAUUGGAAGGAAUGGGAACGGGAGAGUUGGUUGGAGCACGAGGCCAUGAAUGUGAUGAGGAGGUUCCUGCUAAUUUUACAGAUCCUGCAAGAUUCAGGCUCACUCAUGAGACAUCAUUCGUAUGCUUCUUUCGACAAUUCUUCAGAUCUGUUCGAAAGUCUGAUUACUUGACCAUGCGACAUGGAUUCAUUUCUGUUCAUCUAGCCCCUGGAAGCAAGUUUAAUUUUCAAAAUUAUAUCAAAAAAACAUUGGAAGAUGAUUUCAAGGUAGUUGUUGGAAUAAGUCCACUGCUAUGGGCUUCGGCGAUUCUCAAUCUUCUUACCAACGUUCAUGGAUGGAAGGCUCAGUUCUGUGUUUCCUUUCUUCCUCUAUUUGUAACCUUGGCAGUCGGAACAAAACUUCAAGCAAUUAUAGCACAAAUGGCAAUUGAAAUUAAAGAAAGACAUGCUGUAGUUCAAGGAAUACCACUUGUUCAAGUGUCUGACAGAAAUUUCUGGUUUUCCUGGCCGGAGUUAGUCCUUUAUCUCAUCCACUUUGUCCUUUUUCAGUAUGAGUUCGGGAGCCAUUCUUGUUUGAAUCAAGAUUCAGUCCUCAUAAUCACCCGAGUUACUUUUGGAAUAGGAGCCCAAGUCCUGUGCAGCUAUGCCACACUUCCACUCUAUGCCCUAGUUACGCAGAUGGGGUCGACCAUGAAGCGCUCAAUCUUUGAUCAGCAAACUUCGAAGGCACUGAAGAACUGGCAUAAGAAAGCUGUAAAGAAAUCGGCUGAAGGGCCAUCGAACCAAAUCCCUACGAGGACAUUGGGUGGUAGUCCUGAUGACUCUUCAGUGCAUUCCCCAUCAUCCACUCCUCAUCGAACCAAGAAAUUAGGUAAUAAAGAUCCAGAUUUCAGUGACGUUGAAGCAGAGCUAGCGUCCCAUCAACACACAGCAAACAUCAUGGCAACUGUGGAUCUCAGUGAGAGCCAUCAGCGUCAACCAAGCGACAGCAACUACUCAUCUGGACAACGGGAUCUACUGACUGAUGGAUUGAAGUACUAUGAUGUUCUUGAGGGAAAGGGUCCAGUAGCAGGAAAAGGAAUGACAGUUCAGGUGCAUUUUGACUGUCUAUAUAGAGGAAUAACAGCGGUGUCGAGUAGAGAAUCUAAGCUUCUAGCUGGAAAUCGAAUAAUUGCACAGCCAUAUGAGUUCAAGGUUGGGACAACGCCAGGCAAAGAACGGAAGCGUGAAUUUGUGGACAACCCAAAUGGCCUAUUUUCUGCGCAGGCUGCACCGAAACCUCCUCCAGCUAUGUACUCGGUAACAGAAGGGAUGAAAGUGGGAGGGAAGAGGACUGUGAUUGUUCCUCCAGAGGCUGGUUAUGGACAAAAAGGAAUGAAUGAGAUUCCGGCAGGAAGUACAUUUGAGUUAAACAUUGAGCUUCUGCAAGUAAUGCCAGCUGAAGGAAAGUAG
Molecule: messenger RNA, 2052 nt
Organism: Dovyalis caffra
Lineage: Eukaryota; Viridiplantae; Streptophyta; Magnoliopsida; Malpighiales; Salicaceae
Source: the annotation of a GenBank genome assembly